Messenger RNA from Westerdykella ornata, 168 nucleotides. RefSeq lists its product as uncharacterized. Lineage: Eukaryota; Fungi; Ascomycota; Dothideomycetes; Pleosporales; Sporormiaceae. The record is from RefSeq and is a predicted model, not a curated record. The annotation marks the transcript as partial. The transcript has a single exon. Gene Ontology annotation, molecular function: DNA binding.
AGCCAGCGAAAAGCUGCUAGUUCAUACGGGAUCCCUGAAUCUACGCUGCGUGGUCGGCUACGAGGUCAACAACCACACGCGACAGCUCAUCAGAAUCAACAGCGAUUGACUCCAGAGCAAGAAGCUUUUCUAGUCGAUUGGAUUCUUGAUGAGGACUCACACACAAAC